Sipha flava (yellow sugarcane aphid) is the source of this 1918-nucleotide messenger RNA. Its product is annotated as probable methylthioribulose-1-phosphate dehydratase. The coding region runs from base 371 to 1894 and encodes 507 amino acids. Gene Ontology annotation, molecular function: metal ion binding; methylthioribulose 1-phosphate dehydratase activity. Gene Ontology annotation, cellular component: cytoplasm. The record is from RefSeq and is a predicted model, not a curated record. The transcript is spliced from 14 exons. Lineage: Eukaryota; Metazoa; Arthropoda; Insecta; Hemiptera; Aphididae.
UCAUCCGAAAACCCGAUAUUUCAAGGGGAAAUAAAUUGUGUUUAUCAGUAAACAGCCUGAUUUGUCACUUAAUUUAAAAACUGAACAACCAAAUUCGUAAUUUCUCUCUUUGGAUAAUAUUACAAAUUCGUCCCUAUUCUUUGGUUCAUGAAUUGUUGUUUGUGUUUUUUUUUCAUGUUACAGCUGCCUCAAAUUAAAUCAACGCGUUACACUGGAAACUGAUGCAAAACUGUCUAUAACAUCAUCAUAAUCUAAAGUCUUUGCUAACUUGUGUUCAAUGGAGAGAAUUUACUGAAAGAUCUUUCUCCCGUUGACACAAACGUGGGAAUGGUAGAAAGUAUUCGAAGACAAAUACAUAUUUGAGAUAAAAAUGAAUGAAAAAAAGUCUAAUGAUAUUCUUCAUAAAAGUCGAUAUGGCCGAGAAUCAACUAAAAAAAAAAUAUUUGAAGUGAAUCAAAUUUCAUCCAAUGAUUCAUCUCAAUCUGCAAUCCGUGUAUUACCUAAAAGAAAAAGAUCAAAUAAAUUGCCCCCAUCAGUUUCAAGAUGUAUUCUUAAUUGUAGUUUGCGUAAAGGUACAACAAAUGAACUUAGUAUUGGUGAUAUAGUUUGGGCAAAGACUGGUAAAUACCCUAUAUGGCCUGGAAUUAUAACGAGUGAUCCAGAAACCAAAACUUUUUUUAAAAAAGAAAAAAAAAGUAUUUCUAUGCUUCAUAUAUACUAUUUCAAUGAUGCAUACAAAAGAAAUUGGUUAAGGCUGAAACAAAUUUUCCAUUUCUCUGGAAAAAAUGAUAUAUUAGCUGGAAAUCCUAAAUUAAUGAAACAACUUUCUCGCAGUAAGCUUAAAGUAAAAUGGAGUAGAGCUGUACAAGAAGCAGAAUGUUUGUUAUCUAUAAAGAAAAAUGAGCGUCUUACUGCAUUCUUUGAUACCAAAUUUAUAUCCAGUAAUCAUGAUAUGAAAUCAGAAAACAAUAUUCAGACAGAAAGGUCAUCUACUCAUCCACAAACAUCAUUCACUCCAAAAUAUAUGAAUAUUAUACCUAAGCUCCAGCCAAAGCUAGAAUUAGAAAAUAGUAAUUAUGAUAGUGCCACUUAUCAGGAAAACCUAACAAAUAUUACAGAAAGGUCAUCUACUCAUUCUCAAGCAUCAUUCUCUCCAAAAUGUAAGAAUAUAAUACCUAAGCUCAAGCCAAAGCUAGAAUUAGAAAAUAGUUAUUAUGAUAGUGCAACAUGUCAGGAAAACCUAACAAAAAUUUCGAUUCUUCAAAAAGAUCACCCUAGAAUAUUGAUACCAGAACUAUGUAAAUUAUUCUUUACCAAUGGAUGGGUAACUGGAACUGGUGGUGGUAUCAGUAUCAAGUACAAUAACCAAAUUUUUAUUGCUCCAUCUGGAGUACAAAAAGAAAGAAUGGAACCAGAUGAUAUUUUUGUUCAAGAUAUGAAUGGUGCAGAUAUAGAAGUGCCUCCCUAUGAAAAAAAUUUGUCAAAAAGUCAAUGCACUCCAAUAUUUAUGUGUUCCUAUAUAGAGCGUAAUGCAGGUGCAGUGAUCCAUAUACAUUCACCUGAAUUAGUAAAAUUAUGUUUACUGAAUCCUGAAAAUGAGUUACGGAUUAGUGGCUUAGAAAUGAUUAAGGGAAUUUAUAACGAAGAAAAAGGAAGAUUUUAUGAUAAUGAUGAAGAAGUUAUUAUUCCAAUCAUAGAAAACUCUAAGUACGAAAGAGAUUUAGUUGAUACAUUUCAGUUGGCAUUAAUGAAAUAUCCAAGUACUUCAGCAGUUGUUGUGCGUAAUCAUGGAAUGUAUGUAUGGGGUAGUGAUUGGAAGUCUGCUAAAACACAGUGUGAAUGUUACGAGUAUGUGUUUAAUAUAAUGGUUUUUAAAAAAAUCAAUAACCUUUAAAUAAAUUCCAUUUUCAUAUUAUCA